UUGAAGCCCCACCAACCUCAUGUUCUUCACAGGCAAAAUGCAGGGCCCCAGCACCUGCAAGUGAAGGCCAGGAAUUCCGUGAGAGGCCGGGAGGAUGCUGAAGAGGGCCCCACUUGGGGUACCCAGGGAGAGCCACAGGGUCUUGAGCUAAUGGGGCAGGUGCCCAGGACUCCUGAGAGCUGCUAGAUGAGGAUGAGGCUGCCUGGGUGCUGUAUGGGGAGGAAGGCAGAUGCCCUGCUGGCCACCAGGGGCUCAGGGAAAAAAGCAGGGCUGGCUACCAGGGACAUGGCAGGGUCACAGAUGAGGAAUUUAAGUAUCACACAAGGGCUGUGACACACCAAGUCAAUACUUACACACAGUUCACCUGCCCAGAAGGGGCCUGCACAACUCGUCCUGUUGCUCUAUCUUCACUUUCGCCUGUCACAGUGUCUUAAACCCCACAUUUGAUGGCAGCAUGGUAGUUUCCAACAAGUAUUACCAGCAGCUCCUCAGGCCUGAGUUUUUGGGAUUACCUCAGAUAUUUCCUGAGGAUACACUUCUGAAGUGAAGCGACCAGGUCACAAAGGCCCCACCAGUCCCCAGUCACCCACAGAGGGCACAGCCUACUUGAAUCCAGCCAGGCCUGUCGGUGGUAUGACUCUCUGUGGCUGGGAAGGGGCCCCGGGGCAGGCAAGGACCCUCUGAGUUGAACCAGCGUGGUGCCUCCCUGCCAUCUAGCGUGGUGGGUUAUGAGUGUUUCGGGGUUGUUUCUCAGUCUUCAUAACCCAGGAGGAGGCCCAUGGGGUCUUGCAACGGCAGAGGCGUGCCAAUUCCUUCCUGGAGGAGCUGCGGCCAGGCUCCCUGGAGCGGGAGUGCAGGGAGGAGCAGUGCUCCUUCGAGGAGGCCCGGGAGAUCUUCAGGAGCACAGAGCGGACGUCCGUGUUGUAGAUACCGUGGCUGGCGCGUCUGGGCAGCGGUGUCUCAUGCAGCUUCCUCUCUUGCUCCCUCAGAAGCAGUUCUGGAUUUCUUACAAGGAUGGGGACCAGUGCGCCUCAAAUCCAUGCCAGAACGGGGGUUCCUGUGAGGACCAGCUCCAAUCCUAUGUCUGCUUCUGCCUCCCUGAAUUUGAGGGCCGGAACUGUGAGACAAACAAGAACGACCAGCUGAUCUGCUCAAACGAGAACGGUGGCUGUGAGCAGUACUGCAGCGACCACAUGGAGGCCAAGCGCUCCUGCCGGUGCCACCAGGGGUACUCUCUGCAACCGGAUGGGGUGUCCUGUGCGCCCACAGUUGAAUAUCCAUGUGGAAAAAUACCUAUUCUGGAAAAAAGAAAUGCCAGCAACCCUGAAGGCCGAAUUGUGGGGGGCAAAGUGUGCCCCAAAGGGGAGUGUCCAUGGCAGGCCAUGCUGACGCUGAACGGAGCUCUGCUAUGUGGGGGGACCCUGGUUGACCCCAGCUGGGUCAUCUCUGCAGCCCACUGCUUUGACAGAAUCAAGAGUGGAAAGAACCUGACUGUGGUGUUAGGUGAGCACGACAUCAGCCAGGAGGACGGGGACGAGCAGUUCCUGCACGUGGCGCAGGUCAUCAUGCCAGCCACUUACACCGCGGGCGUCCCGGACCACGACGUGGCCCUGCUCCGCCUGCACCCGCCUGCCCGUCUGGCCACCCACGUGGUGCCGCUGUGCCUGCCCGAGGCUGCCUUUGCGGCGCAUGUGCUGGCGGCCGUGCGCUUCUCCACUGUCAGCGGCUGGGGCCGGCUGCUGGAGCGCGGCGCCACGGCGCGGGAGCUCAUGGCGGUGGACGUGCCCCGGCUCAUGACGCAGGACUGCGAGGAGCAGUCGCGGCGCCGGGCAGGUUCCCGGCGCCUCACCGAGAACAUGUUCUGCGCUGGCUACCUGGACGGCAGCAAGGACGCCUGCAAGGGCGAUAGUGGCGGCCCUCACGCCACGCGCUACCGGGGCACCUGGUACCUGACGGGCGUGGUCAGCUGGGGCGAAGGCUGCGCAGCCGCCGGCCACUUCGGGGUGUACACACGGGUGUCUCGCUACACCGAGUGGCUUCGUGGUCUCAUGCGCUCUGAGCUGCGCCCAGGCUUCCUGCUGCGGGCCCCGUUUCCCUAGCCCAGCUCCUGGCCACCUGGAGAUGCCCGUACCGGUCCAGCCCUCUCCUCUUGGUUUGGGGAUAGGGGGAGGGAAGAAACAGACGCAGCACGGAGAUGAAGAGAUGGCAUUUGGAAGGGGGCAGAGAGAGACACACAGCCUGGAUGGAUUAGAGGAUGCUGAGAGAGGCCGGGACCUAAAGAGACAGCUGUGGGGCAGGGCACCCAUAACUGGUCCUGGUGGCAAACAAGUAGUCAACCAAGGUCUGCAAACGAACGGUGGAGGGCUGAAUCAAGUUACACUGUGUUGUAAAUAAAGUGUUAUGGAACAUUUGUUUAGUUACUGUUCCUGGAGCAGUUGAGACAGAGCUGUCUGAACAAAACUACCAUCUAACCUGCAGAGCCUCAGACAUUCAGUGUCAGACCCUCUGCAGCAAAUCUCUGGGCCCUGGCAGGGACACUGAUUCUGGCAAUCUCCCAAGCCAGUCCGCCAAGACUCUCCCAGCCCCAACAUGGCCAGAUGCCUGCACUCCGGGCCGACUCUGCUUAUACUACAGACAAACCACUGUGUUGGUGAAACCGGAGUCUGCACCUGUCAUGAAGGUGGCAUCAGUGGACCAUGCCCUCAUCACCUCUAGGAAAGACAGCUUGCCAACUGACAGAUGCUUGGGAAUUGUGCAGACUAACCCCGGCUGAGGCUUGAGAAGAUGCGCCUGGCUUCUUGGAAUGGAAGUCUGGGGACAGGCCAGGAGAGAGCUCCCUGAGCUGUACCAGACCUUCCCGGCCUCAACUCCCAGGCUUACUGCUUGUCUGGAGAGUGGGCAGUCCUGUCUGCAGAGUGCACUUCUGGGCCUUCCUCUGAUGGGGACCAUGAAGCUGACACUCCUCAUUCCUGCAAAGGCCAUCCGUACUAAGCAAGAUUUCCCAGCCCCCACCCUGGCAUGAGGUCAGGCCAUGAGAUGGCCCAGCCCAGGGUGGCCCCAACACUGGCCUUUCAACGCUCCUGCAGCUCCCCAUGGCCCUGCCUUCUCUCUCCCCCUGCUUCCUCCCCUGCCAGACCACCCUAGACUUGGAAGACAUGAGAAAUUACCUUCAUUAGGCUAAACCAUGGAUAUUCCAGAUCCCUCUGGCUCCCACUAUCUAGCCUGCCUUCACAGGGCCUGCUACAUAGCCAGGGGACAUGGGGCCCUGUGACUGAGUCCAUGUCCAGGGGUCAGCAUGGGACCUAGGAGACAGCACCCACCAGCCUCUCACGGCAAAAACCCUCUCAGGCUGGGGCCAAUCCAUCCUGUACCCAGCAGGACAGAAGGGGGCUUGUGGCAGAGCUCAUCUCUCCAAGCAGCAGGGAAGUGUUGUUCCUCCCAGAACUAUGUGCAGGGGCCAGGUGGUCACAGAAAGGUCAACAGAACCUCUGGCUCCUUGAGCCUCUGGGUCUGCGGGUGGGUGGGGGCAGGUGCAAACCCAGCCUGCAGGAGUCCCCCAGAGGCCUGAUACCGCUGUGUCUAGGUACCACCUGAUGGCACUCGGAGAGCAGCUGAGUUGAAGGACAGGUUCAGACCAGGAACAGUACAAAGAGUACAAAUCCCACAUCCACCACUGUGGCCGUGGGCUCAACCUUCACCUCUCACUAAACUUUAGGUUUCUGUCCUGGAAAAAUUAUGAGAAAAUGAUACCUCUGUCAUGUUGUCAGGACUGAGAGUUAGAUGCAAACAUCUGAAAACUACAAAAUGAAAAUAAAAUGUUUUCAUUCUGUGAUAGGACUAAAGUCCCCAUCCUGCAGCAGCCCCAUCAGCCACCCAGCCCU
Nycticebus coucang (slow loris) is the source of this 3881-nucleotide messenger RNA. RefSeq names its product coagulation factor VII (gene F7). Gene Ontology annotation, biological process: proteolysis; blood coagulation. NCBI's taxonomy places the organism in Eukaryota, Metazoa, Chordata, Mammalia, Primates, Lorisidae. The transcript is spliced from 7 exons. Gene Ontology annotation, molecular function: serine-type endopeptidase activity; calcium ion binding. The record is from RefSeq and is a predicted model, not a curated record. Bases 729 to 2099 code for a protein of 456 amino acids. Gene Ontology annotation, cellular component: extracellular region.